Molecule: messenger RNA, 2798 nt
Organism: Clarias gariepinus (North African catfish)
Lineage: Eukaryota; Metazoa; Chordata; Actinopteri; Siluriformes; Clariidae
Gene: ggnbp2
Product: gametogenetin binding protein 2
Exons: 14
Coding region: 149-2254 (701 amino acids)
Cellular component (GO): nucleus; cytoplasm
Source: RefSeq, a predicted model, not a curated record
GCCGAAUCCGCUGAUAUUGCUCACUUCCUGCGGGAACGCGCUCUGACUCGUCAAGCCGCUCUGCUGUAGAUCCUGCAGCUGUGUGAAGGUAGCGCGCGCCAAACUUAGCCUCUUCGCAGCGCUCGGUCGACUGUAGCUAGGAGAAGACAUGGCGCGCCUGGUAGCCGUUUGCAGAGACGGAGAAGAGGACUACCGUUUCCUUGCGAGACAGAUUCCUUUAUACAUUGAUGACUCUCUCACGAUGGUGAUGGAGUUUCCUCACACCGUAUUGCACUUUGACAGUCAUCAGAACAACAGUUCACAAGUUAAACUGUUUAUCGAGCGUCACAGCAUGCUGAAGCAGCAGGAUCUGAACAUGGCCCUAAUGGUAAUGUCACGUGAAGUGUUUAGUGCACUCUCUCAGCUGGUGCCAUGCGUGGGCUGCAGACGGAGCGUCGAGCGCCUCUUUGCUCAGCUCACAGACUCUGGCUACUUCGCACUGGAGCCGCUGACCGUAAGCUCAGCUGGCGUGCUGUCUAUCACCAGGGCUUGCCUGGCAGACCCCCGCAAACUCUACACACUCUUCUACAUUCAUGGGUCAAAGCUGAAUGAUGUGAUUGAUUCCAUUCCCAAAAGCAAGAAGAAUAAGCGCUGUCAGUUGCAUUCUUUAGACACACACAAGCCCAAACCCUUGGGAGGAAGCUGGAUGGACGUAUGGGAGCUGAUGUCUCAGGAGUGCCGGGACGAGGUGGUUCUGAUCGACAGUGCUUGUCUGCUGGAGACACUGGAGACAUACUUGCGUAAACACAGGUUCUGCACAGACUGUAAAAACAAGGUGCUAAGGGCCUACAACAUCCUUGUGGGUGAGUUGGACUGCAGUAAGGAGAAGGGCUACUCCGCUGCACUGUAUGAGGGGCUGCGCUGCUGCCCACACGAGCGCCACAUCCAUGUCUGCUGCGAGACAGAUUUCAUCGCUCACCUGCUAGGCCGGGCUGAGCCCGAGUUUGCAGGGGGGUAUGAACGCAGAGAGAGGCAUGCUAAGACCAUCGACAUAGCACAGGAGGAGGUCUUGACGUGUUUGGGGAUCCACCUGUAUGAGCGGUUACACCGGAUCUGGCAAAAGCUGCGGGCUGAAGAACAGACAUGGCAGAUACUCUUCUACCUCUGUAUCGACGCGCUACGCAAAAGUUUUGAGAUGGCAGUAGAAAAGGUGCAGGGAAUCAGCCGACUGGAACAGCUCUGCGAGGAGCUGUCAGAAGAGGAGAGAGCUAAAGAGCUCAAGCAAGAAAAGAAACGGCAAAAACGCAAGAACCGACGCAAAAACAAGUGUGGUUUUGAGAUGUCUGAGCAAGAGACUGAGGUUUACAAAGAAAAGAGCUUGGAAGAGGGUUUGGAGGAUUCAGUGAACAAUGGCUGUAAGUCAUGCGGCAACAGGGAGGAGCCUAGGGUAGGCGUGGAGUCUAUCGUUCCUAUCGAGAGCUCCUCCUGCAGCUGUCCUGCAACCACGCUUUUGGGCUCCCCCAAAAGCAAAAAUGGUCUGCUGUCUCAUAGUCACGGCAGCGACUGUGGCUAUUCUUCCAGUAUGGAAGGCAGUGAGACGAGUUCCAGGGAAGGUUCAGAUGUGGCGUGCACAGAGGGAAUGUGUAACCAUGAUGAAACAGCUGAAUACGCCUGCAUUCAUCACUGCUUAGAGGACAAAGAGGAGGAUGGUGUGGACAGCUGUGUGGAGUGUUGGGCAAACUGUGAAGAGCAGGCCAAAGGCAAGAACAAGAAGAAAAAAAAGAAGAGUAGGGGUUUGCUAACUGAGAACGAGCAUCACGGUUCCCAGGCACACACGUGUCUGUCAGACAGUAGCCGGAGAGAGGAUUUGAGUGGCUUGCCUAUUUUAGAAAACGCCAACGAAUCCUCCGCCACGUCCACACACAACUUUCAGAGCAAACAGACGACUUGCGCAAAGCUGUGCUGCGGUUCGUUCUUCAGUGCUGGCCUGCAGCUGCCUUGGGCCAAGCAGCAGCUAACAAGUCUGACUCCAGAUCCCUGCACACAGGGGCAAUGUACCACCAAAAGUCUCAUGGAGUUACUGGAUGAGACUGAAAUAUCAUCAGAUGAAGAGAACUGCCUGACACAGGAUGAGAUCCAGUCGUUUGUAGAGGAGAACAAGUCUUUCUACAGCAAGCGAGACCAGUACAGGCAGCACCUGAAGGAGCGCUUCACCAAUUACUGCCACUCCAGUGUGUGUAGAGGCGAGUGGCAGUCUACGACCAGUGUCAAAUAAAAAACACGAUUUUUACAGAUUGGGGGGUGAAAGAAGAGGAAGAAAGCGAAGUUUGGGGUCAAAAUCUGAAUUCUUGAGCCGGGUCUUGUUUGUUAAAUUUUAUUUGUUGGGAAUAGUUAAAUGGUCACAUCUCACAUUUCUCUCUUCAGUGUCUAGGUCUAUUUUCUAUCACUUUUUAAAUUCCUCCUUGGUCCUUCCUUUUUUUCUCCCUCCUUCCUCACUGACACUCAGGUGUAGUUUAUUUACUGUUUAUGAAUUUGCUGAUUCUAGGAGUGGGUUCUUAAGAUCACAGUCGAAGUGAUACCAGUAGUCUUCUAGUCUUAUCGUUGAUUUAACAUCUCUUUAUUUUCCCAGUUCAUCUCACUGACUGAGACACUUCAUUUUAGUGUUGUACCAAUAAAUGUGUACAGAAAUGAAAUUAUCUGAAUAUAAAGAUUUUACAGAGAGAGGAACAUCCAUUUAUGAGGAGGUUUGGGUGUAAUGUUAAGCGCAAUGUGCAAAAUUGACAUAAUAAAGAAUAUUUAUUAAUAUGCAUUAAGAAAAA